This is a messenger RNA of Misgurnus anguillicaudatus (oriental weatherfish), 2518 nucleotides long. The record is from RefSeq and is a predicted model, not a curated record. Lineage: Eukaryota; Metazoa; Chordata; Actinopteri; Cypriniformes; Cobitidae.
AUUGUGUCAUGUGGUAUCGCGGAGACUGUGUGCCCGUUAUACGGCUCUCGUGGAGCGGAUAUAUAUAUCCAAAAUUACAUAAUAUCAAAACGACGUAGCGAGACGAGCUCAACUUACCAUGUGUUAUCAUUUUUAUGGCGAUGACGUCACGCUCUCGCCGAUGAGAUAACGGGACUGUUGCCGCGUAUGAUAGGCUGCGCGAUUGUGAUCCACGUGAAACCCUUUUUGCGUGGUCACUGUCUGAACAAAGAUGCUUUUAGAUUUGAGUUACAACUACCUUAAAACUAAGGCAAGAAUGAAAUCACUGUGGCAACCGCCUGUACAGUAGUGCUGCAGACAGCUUGAGAUCUCCUGACCUCUGUGACCUUUUGAGUCGAGAUGGCAAACCAGCGAAAGCACCUGGUCCGAGAUUUCAACCGAUACAUCACCUGCUCGAUUUGCCGUGGAUACUUGAUCAAGCCCACUGCUGUCACAGAAUGCCUGCACACCUUUUGUAAGAGUUGUAUUGUUCAGCAUUUUGAGGAGAGCAAUGAGUGCCCGGAGUGUGGAAUACAGGUCCAUGAAACCAACCCUUUAGAGAUGCUGAGACUAGAUAAGACCUUAGAAGAGAUUAUCUUCAAGCUGGUGCCUGGACUAAGAGAGAAGGAGGAACAAGAGGAAAGUGAAUUUUGGAGAAAAAAUAAGCUCAAAUCAAAUGGAGAAGAUGGCCCUAGGUCUAAGAAACCUCGACUGAGUGAUGAAGAGGAAGAUGAUGGAAAGGGUGGAGACUACCACAGAAGCGAUCCUCAGAUUGCCAUUUGUCUGGACUGUCUACGAAACAAUGGCCAGUCAGGAGAAAGCAUAGUAAAGGGUUUAAUGAAGAAAUUCAUCCGUUGCUCUACUCGUGUUACAGUGGGAACCAUUAAGAAGUUCCUCUGUGUGAAAUUGAAGUUGCCAAGCUCUUAUGAGCUUGAUGUUCUGUGUAAUGGUGAGAUCAUGGGCAAAGACCACACCCUGGAAUUCAUCUACCGCACUCGUUGGAGACUACAGGGAGAAAGCGUAAGUGCUUAUCCCAUGGUCCUUGAGUAUCGUCCACGGAUCGACUUCGGCUAAAUGGCACUUACAGCUUUCUGGAAAUUCCUCCAAUCUCCUGCAGACCGAUGUCAAGUAAUAGACAAAAAGCUAAUUAACUGAAUGAUUGUGCCUCUGUUAAAAGACAAUAAGAUGAAGCCCAACGGCUGACAGGACUGCUCUCUUCUUCCUGUGUGCACUGCUUCAGCCUUAUCCGUGUUUCUUCCCUCCUCCUUGUUCCUGAUUGACAAUUGUGGCUCCGCCCACUGGCACAGAAUUAAGUCUGAUGAUUACGUUCCUUCAAAGCUUUCCCUGCAUGUUGUCUCUAUGACGACGCCUUAGCGUAGGGCAGCCUGUUGGGAUUAUGUGAUAGCAAUCUAGCACAGAAAGUAACCUCCCAAACACAUCCAAAAAAUGCACCCUGGCUAGGUAGGAGAGAAAAAUAAGGAAUUUUUAGGCUGAAGUUUAUACUUACUAGAAAAGGGUUUAAUUGAUUUUAAAUUGUUGUUUUAUUAGGCAUUUUAUCUGAGACUUUGCACUAGAGACGAAUCCAAAUGUCUCACUGUAUUGUGGCUAUUCUAUCUUUGUUUCAUUCUCUCUCUCUUCUUUUUCUACCUUGUUCUUACCACCCACAUUGUUCUUCAUACAUUCAGUAACACUUUUCAUGUCACCAUUAUCUCUCUUUCUCUCUCUCUAUUUCUAUCUUUCUCUCUCUCUCACACACACACACACACACACACAUGAACUCUGUCUUUCUCCAGUUUUUUCCAUCUUCCCUCGCACACUAAUUUUUUUCCAAUGGUGUUUUGGCUCUGGUCUGAAGUAUUGAUGGAUCUCAUUCAGCUGUAAUUGAAUGAGAGGUCUAUAGAUGUCCCAAAAUAACUGCACUGAAAGGCACUCUGGGUAAGCAUUUCUCCCUCACACUAAUCUAAGGCCAAAUCUUACAUUACCCAAACUAGAUCUUUAUUUUAUUAGGAAUGGUAUUACAAUAACUGAUGCCAGAUAUGUUUAAACCAGUGGUUCACUGAGAAAUAUCAUUUUUUAAAUGUUUUCUCAGUGAAAGCAAUGACUGAGGAGCACCAGCUGUACAGUAUCUUGCACAGAACAGCUUUUAAUCACAGUCUGCUAGCUGUAAACAUUCUGUUGUUUCCUGUUUAAUUAGAAACUAUAUUUAAAUGCCAACAAGUUAUUCCUGUGAAAUCCUUAUCAACUCAACAGACUUUUUGAAUUAUGAAUGCAACACCCAGAAUGUCUAUAAUAUUACAUUUCCUGUGUAUUUUGUGUGGUUUUGCACUUAGGCAAUUGCAAAAUAAGGCUAUAGUUUUUAUGUGUCGAUGCAGCAGUGUUUGGUGGAUCAGAAUUGCUGAGACUAAAACAUAUUUUCAUUGAUAAUUAAAAGGGAAUAUAAAAUAAUUUGAUAUUUAAAAAUUUGAUAUAUAUUUGAAAUUAAACAAAUUUUGUAAAAUUG